Messenger RNA from Myxocyprinus asiaticus (Chinese sucker), 2340 nucleotides. RefSeq names its product holocytochrome c-type synthase-like. Gene Ontology annotation, cellular component: mitochondrion. NCBI's taxonomy places the organism in Eukaryota, Metazoa, Chordata, Actinopteri, Cypriniformes, Catostomidae. The record is from RefSeq and is a predicted model, not a curated record. Gene Ontology annotation, biological process: cytochrome c-heme linkage. Gene Ontology annotation, molecular function: holocytochrome-c synthase activity. The transcript is spliced from 7 exons. The coding region runs from base 136 to 945 and encodes 269 amino acids.
AUCUAAUCAAUAUUUAUGAGCUACGCCAUCGCCCCGCCUCUACUCGCUGGGCGUGCUGGGUAACCGGAAGCAGCGUUGCACGUUGACAUUGUGAGGCGUCCGACACUCAGAGCAGAGAUAGAAAAAGUGAGGAUUAUGGGAGCUUCAUUGUCCGGUCCUGCCUCCACAGUUAGGGCAGAGGCUACAAUGGCAGUGCCUCAUUUUGGGGGGGUGUCCCCACCCCCUGGAUGUCCCAUGCAUCAAGAGCCCCCCAAAAGCUCUCCACCGCCUGAGUGCCCAAUGCAUCAGGCUGAGACGGCACCGGCCGGACCAGUGCAUCAGGACCGAGCCUACGAGUUUGUCCAAUGUCCCAUGAGAGCUGCUGAUGGAGCCAUCGAUCCCACUAACAUGAUGCCUCCUCCAAACCAGGUGCCUGCCCCUGACCAGCCCUUCCCUCUGUCCAUGAACAGAGAAGAGUCUAAAAUCCCUCGAUCAGGCACAGAAAAGAACUGGGUCUAUCCUUCUGAACAGAUGUUUUGGAAUGCCAUGCUGCGGAAGGGGUGGCGCUGGAAGGACGAUAAUCUUGCACCUGAAGACAUGUCCAACAUAAUCAAAAUCCACAAUCGUAACAACGAUCAAGCCUGGCAGGAAAUCCUGAAGUGGGAAGCACUGCAUGCUGGCGAGUGUCCAUGUGGCCCAUCUCUUAAAAGAUUCGGAGGCAAAGCAAAAGAGUUUUCUCCAAGAGCCAGAAUACGAUACUGGAUGGGAUAUGAAUUACCUUACGAUCGACACGACUGGAUCGUAGAUCGUUGUGGAAAGGAAGUCCGCUAUGUCAUCGACUACUACGAUGGGGACAUUGAUAAAGACUCUUACCAGUUCUCUAUCCUGGAUGUGCGUCCAGCCAUUGACUCUCUAGAGGCUGUUUGGGAUCGAAUGAAAGUGGCGUGUUGGCGCUGGACAUCAUAGAGUUCAUCUUAACACAAUUUUAACAUUUCUGUACAAAAAAUAUAACAUCAAACAAACUUCAAAUGUGCAAAUUAUUGCCCAGCAAUGCAAUAACAAUGACUUAUUGGUCAUAAAUGUUCUUAUUUGGAGAGCAUAAUGAAUCAGUGUUUGUUUUUCUUGGUUUAUGGUUGCUGAUGAAGUUCUGCAUUCAUUAUCAGAUUUGCUCAGUGAAACGACAAGUGUUUAAUUUCCUACUUGUUCAGUGAAUGCUAUUAAAUCGGAACAACUAUCUGAUCUUGCUCAGUGGUUGAACACAUCUGGUGGUUGUUUUCUUUCAAAGGCUGAUUAUUGAGUGUUUUAGCUGAUGUGUGGUGAAAGAUUUAGCAGCUGUUAUAGCUUAUUUGUAGCUCAGUGAAAAUGGUUCAGUGGUCUGUGUUCUUUGCUUAUGAAUGUAAUUGAUCUGCCACAUUGAAUGAAGCAUAUGAAAUUAGCUUUAGUUCAACUUGUCCACUUUUUCUCCCAUACUCAUCUUGCGAACUGUCACAACUGUUUCAGCUUUGAAACACUCUCUGGGUUUAUUUAUUUUGCAGAAAUGGUUGCAUUAUUGUCUGUGUAUAUACUUAAGUGCUGCUGUCUGUGCUCACUAUGAGUGAGGUUUUUCUAAAGACUUUUAUCCCCUGAUUACUCAAAUACAUUUCUAUCCAGCUCUGAAACAUAAAUUGCUUACUGAUGUCCUGUUCCAAAUAAUUUAGCAUGGUCAGUUCCAGUGAACAUGUUUCCAUGAUUUGUUUAAAAGAAUAUUCUGGGUUCAGUACAAGUCAAGCUGAAUUGACAGCAUUUGUGGCAUAAUGUUGAUUACCAAAAAAAGUCAUUAAGUCUCGUCUGUCCAUUUACAGUGAGGUACUUACAAUGGCAGUGAAUGGGGCCAAUUUAUGGAGGGAGGGAUUACGGAGGCAGAAAUGUGAAGUUUAUAAUUUUAUAAAAGCAUUUAAAUGAUUAUGUUAAAACUCAUUAUUUGAGCUGUGAAGUUGUAGUUUUAGGGUUUGUUGACAUUACAUCGUCAUGACGAAGUUUUUUUAAAAUAUAUAUUAAUUUACACAGAAAAGGUCAAAAAAACCAAACAUGUUAACAUGUAUAUUGUUUACAUCUUGUGGCUAUACUUUUGAAACAAUGAGUAAUUUAACGUUUAUGGAUUGGCCCCCCAUUCACUUUGUAAGUGCCUUACUGUAACCCAGAUUUUUGCUGCUUUUUCCUCUCUCGCUCUUUUUUUUUUUUUUUUUUUUUUUGUGGUAAUCAGUGUUAUGCCAUAAAUGCUGUCGAUUGAGUUUAACUCCGGAACAUCCCUUUAACUGUUAGCUUUCAACUAUUGUCAAUCCCUGUUUCUUGAAUAAAAGUGAUAAAUACUUCCUGAUACAA